Ornithorhynchus anatinus (platypus) is the source of this 3100-nucleotide messenger RNA. It is a transcript of the gene CENPI, whose product is annotated as centromere protein I. The record is from RefSeq and is a predicted model, not a curated record. Bases 192 to 2465 code for a protein of 757 amino acids. NCBI's taxonomy places the organism in Eukaryota, Metazoa, Chordata, Mammalia, Monotremata, Ornithorhynchidae. The transcript has 21 exons. Gene Ontology annotation, cellular component: kinetochore.
CGGGGGCGCAUGCGCGGGGCGGGGCGCGAUUAUUUGAAUCUGACGGAGCGAGGGAGGCGCGGGAGAGAGGAGGCAUUCCGAAGCAGAUAGCGUGUCAUCCGUGUUGCCCGGAUUGCCACCGCUACCAUGGUGGAGAACGGCGUGAGAGUGAGGUCAACGGAUGCACGGUAACUCGAGGCUCACCUCCAUCGAUGAACUGUGCGGGAAUGCUAUCUCUAUGCUCCCAGAAACGAAAGAGAGUUUCUCGGGGUCGCAGGAGCACCCAGACUGACCUUGCGGCAUGGCGAGUCGGAGAAAGGACAAGUGGUUCAAAACCGGUGAACCUCAAAACUGGACAGAAGCAACGUGAGGAAGACUUUACCUCUGACGAUGACCAGGCGCAGGACGGUGAGCGAGAUUCCUUAAGGAAAGCGCUGCGAUACUUCGAGAAAGGUCAGAUCUCAGUUCCCCUGAGGAAAAAUCCAACUCUGCAAAAACACCUGGAGACUGUAGAAAACGUUGCGUGGAGGACGGGGUUACCCCCGGAAUCAAUCGACACCCUGCUGAACGUGGCGCUUAGUGGCAGGUUUGCUGAAGCUGUAAACACACGGCUCUUGAAGUGUAUGAUCCCAACAACUCUGAUACUAGAGACGUCAAUCGUGGCAGCCGUCUCCUGGCUUUGUGUCGGGAAGUGCUCUGGCAGCAACAAGAUUCUCUUUUUUCGAUGGCUGAUUGCAAUGUUUGAUUUCGUCGACCACAAAGAGCAGAUUAAUUCCCUCUAUGGCUUCAUUUUUGCCUUCCUGCAAGACGAGAACCUGUGCCCGUACAUCUGCCAUCUGCUGUAUCUGCUGACCAGAAGAGAGAACGUCAAACCAUUUCGGGUGAGAAAACUUCUUGAUCUUCAGGCCAAGAUGGGAAUGCAACCUCAUCUUCAGGCCCUGUUGUCACUCUACAAGUUCUUUUGUCCUGAACUGGUUUCCAUAUCUUUGUCCACGAAUAGGAAGACGUACUUUAAGGAUUCCGAGUGUCUGUGGAAAACAGCACUCAGUGCUGUGAGGCAAAGAAACCAAGGACCUUCUCCAGGCUCUCCAAAACUGAUUUUGGGAACGACCAGCAUCCAGUCCCGAAGGAGAAAAUGGAAUACUAGUUUGGUUGUACCGCUGUGUAGCAGCCAGGACUCCAACCCGCAGAGCGGAAACAGAGAACUCAAACUCGUUCACUUCCUCAAAACUGAUGAAUCAUUUCCACCAGAGCAACUUCACACCUUCUCCCAACUGCUGCAGAAUGCCCACUGCUUAGAGCUUCCUUCCCAGAUGGGCUCAGUGCUGAAGAACUCUCUGCUGCUUCACUAUCUCAAUUGUAUCAAAGACGAAUCCGUCUUACUGAGGCUUCAUUACUGGAUUAAUAACACCCUGAAAGAAGACUGUAUUUGGCACCCCACCGGCGACCAUUUGGAUAACGAAGAGUUCAAGGAAUUCCUGAACCUUAUUUUUAGAACUGAAUGCUUCUUACAGGAGGGAUUUUCUUCAUGUGAAAAGUUCCUGUAUAAGAGUCUGCCUUCCUGGGAUGGAUUCGGCUUUCGCUCCCAAAUCCUUCCCCUGGUGACCUGGAUUCCCCUUCGGAACUUCUCAGAAAUAAAGGCACUUCUUUGCGAACCUCUAGCGCAGCUCUUCUUCACAUCCUCCAUUUAUUUCAAGUGUAGCAUCCUUCAGACCCUGAGAGAGCUACUGCAGAACUGGCUGUUGUCACAUGCCACAGACAUGGAUGAGGAGCCCAUAAUAAAUAGUCCUCUGAACACUACCCUGGCUGGCCUGGUGAACUCCGUGGCAGAGCUCAUUCACUUUGUCGGCUGGAUGUCCACCAACGCGGUGCGUCUGGAGAACAACAGCACUUUCCUGAUGCACUUUAUUCUGAAUUUCUACGAGACCGUGUGUGACAUACAUCUGAAUUAUAACCUUCCCUUAGUGGUAUUGCUUCCUCCUGGGAUCUUCUACCCAGCAUUGCUCAGCAUGGACGCCGUCACCCUGAACCGUCUCUGUUACAUCAUGUUCAGAUACCGAGCCAACCUGGUCGCCGCAAAGGAGAAUGAGUUGAUAAAAAAGGCGAGACGGCAAUUCAACUUCAGCAGUAGGACUUAUAAAGAGUUCAACCAAUAUGUAAUAGCGAUCGUCGACUGCUUGUGGACAUCCAAGCCCUUCCAGAACAUCCAUUCUCAAGGAAUUUCCUUGGACCGAGAAGUGCUGGAAAAAACCGGAGUGCCCGAAGUCAGGAACUGCUUAAAUAUAGUCCAUCAUCCGGCGCUGUUAGGCUAUGCUGCCCUCUUUCUGCAGCAGGGUUGGCCAGAGAAGAAAGAACUGAACUUGAGUUCCAUUAAGGGAAAGAAGUGGAACUGGUAUUUGGAAUAUCUCUAUUCUGAGGGGCUGCACGGCCUGAAACUCUUCAUUGAGAGCAGCAUCAAUCGCGUUUCCUCCCACUCCCAAACUUGACGGCCGGAGAGGUCCGACCGGAAUAAACUGACCCUUAGGCGGGAACCAUCGAACAUUUGCGUCUCUUCUUCCCUCAGCGUCCACCCUGCGCUGCUCUCAGACUGUCCCCUCCGAGGAAGGAAGCACUGGGCUUAGACUUGAGCCUCGGGCAUCGUGGCCGACCCCGUCUCCGGCCUGCUGCUGAGAUUCGUCUCCCCAGGGAAGUGGUUCCUGGAAGCAGCAGGCUUUCAUCCAGUAUUUCACUGACCACAUCUAGCAGGGCCCGUGGCGGGACCCAAGUGACUUCUCUGCGGGAGGCUCUGCCUGCCCCGGAAUCGUAUGAAAUGACGAUGUCCCAGGGCGGGCUUGCAGGCUGACUUGAUUUCUACCAAUCUGAGUCACCUCCCGGAGCUCGCCAGAGAGUUCCGCCGAGUGACUGAGUUCCCCUCCGGCUUUAAGGGGCAGGGCGGCCUCUAACGUACCGACCCUGGGCCCUGGCUUUCAGGGAUGACCCGCCUGAGGCGGGUGUUGCCUUCGACAGCGAUGCCUUGCAACAGCUGGAAUUCUUCACUCAAAUUUGUACAUUCUGUAAAUUGCUUUUGGGUUCCUCUCUCCUCUCCAUUAAAAAUGAAUUGAAAUCUGUUCUCUGAAUAGAU